Cryptosporidium ubiquitum is the source of this 2466-nucleotide messenger RNA. RefSeq lists its product as uncharacterized. The record is from RefSeq and is a predicted model, not a curated record. Lineage: Eukaryota; Apicomplexa; Conoidasida; Eucoccidiorida; Cryptosporidiidae. The transcript has a single exon. Bases 1 to 2466 code for a protein of 821 amino acids. Gene Ontology annotation, biological process: regulation of DNA-templated transcription. Gene Ontology annotation, molecular function: DNA-binding transcription factor activity.
AUGGAGAGUGAAAGCCGUAUGAAUAAUGAUGAGGCAGUACUGUUUCAAGAGCAAGAUUUAAAUAAGGCUGAGCCGAGUGUUCAGUCACCAAAUUUUGAAUCACGUGAAACUUUUAUUGCCGAAGAUAACUUUGAUGAUAAUUGUAGUAGCACAACUGGAGCUAGUGGCUAUAGGGAUACUUCGGUCUCGCCUCAAAGAUUUUCUAAUAUUGGAAAUGAAGUAAGGACUGACGGUAUUUCUGCAGCUGAAAAUAAUAUUGAAGUUGAAUUCAAUAGUUCAGUAUCUUACAAAGAUAAUGGUUCUAAUGGAAUACAUGGAAUAUGCACCAUUGAAGAAUCGGUAAAGGAAAAUCCGAAAAUUGAUACAGAGACUAUUGAUGUUAAGAUAAACAUACCAAAUGCAAAAAUUAUUAAUGCUAAUUGUGAAAAUGAAAAUAUAGAUAAUUCAGUUAUUAGGUUUAACAACUCAGACGUAACAAAUAACAACUCACCUUCCAUUGAGUUUCUUUCUAGGCAAAGAGCUCUAGAUAGAGCUAAUGUUUUUUUAAGAUGGAAUUUAACUCCUUCUAAACAACAAAUUGGGGAAUUUUUAGAAAUGGCUCAAGGUAAACUGAACUUGAGUAUGGUAUCUGAAAAAGGAUACGACUAUUGUUUACUUUACUUUGAACUACUUCGUGACGGGCUUAUUAAUGCUCAUUUAUGGCGUGAUACUACUAUAGAAGAACUUGAUUCAGCGAUAACAGAAGCUCGUCAAACUCUUAACGGUGAAAUAACUCCUUCAAAAAAUAUUAAGAAGCGUAGAGUUAAUAAUACCACUCUACAGGAUGACCAUUCUUCAUUAUAUAAUUCGGCCAAUACUGAAAAUGAAAAGAUACCACUACACAUAUUAACAAAGAUAAAUAAACAUAAUUCUGAAUUUGAGGACGCAGGCUCAGAAUUUCAAGAAACACCGGUCAAUUCUUUUAGUCUUGAACAAAGUAUUGGAAGUGAUGAAACUGAGGGGAAACCAGAAGUUGACAAUGAAGAUAUUGAUAACUCGUAUAAUGCCAUAGAAUGGCAAGGCGUAAAUAGCAAUAGCAGCAAAGCAAGUGAUAUAAGUGUAGAAAGCAAUAGCCUAAAUUUGAACAAAGAUGCCAGCCCUGAUUCUAACAGAGAUGGAAGUGAUAGUGAUGAAACUGGGGAUAAUACACAAGAACAUGAAGAUAACACAUCUUCUAGACAAGAUGCUAUGAAUCGUCUUUUAAAUCCAAAGUCAGGAUGUAAGGGAGUUUCAUGGUCGAAUCGGCAAAUGGCUUGGCUUGCAUUUUGGAAGGAAGAUAAUCAAAGAAGGUCCAAGACAUUUUCUGCAAGGAAGCUUGGAUUUGAGGAGGCACAAAGAAGAGCUAUUGAGUUUUUACGUCGUAAAAGAGAGGAAGUUCGUAUGAAGACUCAAGCACAUUUAUAUGAGGAACUUCCUAGAGUUGGUUCAUCAACUAUUAAUUCAUCGGGUGAUAGUUCUGGUAUUAAAACUCCAAAUAGGCGAAACUACUCUAAUUCAAACGCUACAACUACAGCAACUCCAGCAACUCCAAUAACUCCUUUAGAAUUAGACCAGUAUUCUAGUGCAGUACAUCAAUUUAUCCCAGGAUUUGAUGAUUCAUCUCGCAAUUUAAUUGCAGGAGCAAACCCAUUAUUUAGUGCAUCAGGGAAUAUAUUGGCAAAUAAUAUUCCAUCAAUGAUUAAUCACGGAACUACUGUUCAACAUAAUGUCAUUCAAUCUAAUAUUGGACAACCAAAUAUUCUAACAGCUACUGCGGCAGCUGCAGCUGCAGCUGCCGCUCACCAAAUGGGAUUACCAUUUCAUCUUGCUACUCUUUCAUCCAUAGCUGGAGGUAUUCCUAUUGACCCUUCUAUUUCUGCAACAGUCGCCGCAGCAACAGGUAUGAACCUUGGUGUUCAGAAUUCCCAGCAAAACCAAGCAAAUCCAAUUAGCAAUUUUACUCAUGCUGCGUUAAUGGCUGCCAAUCCAUUCUUUAUGUUUGGUGCAGCAGCGGCGGCUGCUGCCGCUGUAGGUUCAAACAAUACUCAUAUUGGACCUAACAAUUCUAGUUCUCAUUUUUCAUGGCAACAGUUCCAAAAUGGGGGAAUUGCCCCUUUAAUUCAGAAUCAAAUACAAACGGACAUAAGGGAAGCGCCUUCACCCUCUCAACCAAAUUCUAACAAUCUUAGCUCAAAUCAGCCCGAACAUAAAUCUGAAACUAAGUAUAAUUCUCCGGAAAUCAACUCAAAUUCUUUAAUCGAUAAUGAAGACAAACAUGAGGGUAGUGAUAAAACUUUAAUUAAUGAAUCAAAAACAGAAGUUAUAGCUAACUAUAUAAACGAAUCUUUAUUGAACAACCUUAAAUCGAUGCCAAAAAUCGACGAAGGCACAAGUAAUAUUACCGUCUUACCGACAAAUACUCGAACACUAGAAGUUUAUAGGCAUUGA